AUCGUUCAGUAGAUUAAGCACCCAAUUGUCGUCGAUCAUGUCUGAUGGUUGACACCUAGGCUAUUGUGCAAUUUCAGUUUCAAAGAACAUUUCAGUCAACCGUUAAGGUUGAAGCAUUUAGCGUCUCGUGAGGUUCGCUCUACUGAGAGGCGGGGGGAGUCGAUAGUGUAAAUAAAUCAGUAUUACAUAUAAGUGGUCCGAAAAUCUGGAGUAUCACUCAUCUCUUAGGAGUGCUUUGAAUAGAUAUGUUAUUAAAAUUAGUUUAUUUCGGUUGUGUAGCAACAUGCGUGUUUUCCGCACCAACCACAGAUAAGGUUCCAUCGGAAAGACCACAGCCUAAAGUGAUACGCAUUGUAUCGCAAUCUGAAGAGCUUGAACCGAACGGAACUUAUAAGUUUAGUUAUGAAACGGGUAACGGAAUCCAUCGUGAAGAAACGUCAUUCGACAAAGUGUUGGAUGGGAAAACAAAGCAUAGUGACUGCAGCAAUGAAGGAGGUGAAGACGAUGACAGUGGAGAAAUUCAUGUGCAGAAAGGAUCAUAUUCUUACACAGCACCUGACGGAACUCUUGUUAGUGUGAGUUACAUUGCAGAUGAAAAUGGCUUUAGACCUUUUGGAGAAGGUAUCAAUAUUGGACAGCCUCCAGCAAGUACUACUAAAUCUUCACGAAAACCUAAAUCGAAUGAAAAAAAAUCUAGAACCGAUUCAUCAGAAAGUUCUGAAUCAGAUGAAGUAAUCACUCCAAACGAUGAAGAAUAUGCGAAGAAAAUUCCAAAACUUGAUCAACGUAUAGGUUCAGACGAUCAUAGUACCAAUAACAAAAACAACGAAAAAAACAAAACAAACAUCUCUUUGAAACCAGCAAAGUCUCCUGAGAACAAAAAGAGUACUCAGAAAACAAAGAAGCCAUCAGAAGAAUCCAGAACUGAGUCUGAGCAAACUGAGAAUAGAAAAAAAGAUAAAAAUGAAAAAAAAGAUAAAGAAGCUAUAGUUGGGCAAAACGAAUCAGAAAAAUUGACAAAUGUCACGUCUGCUGACGGAAACAAAAAAAGUUUACAAAAUGAGAAGAGUCUUCCCUCAACUGAACAAAAUGACACUGAAGCUGUUGGAGCGAUAAAAGGGAAUGAAAAAGCAGCUGCAGAAGAUGAGCACGUGGCUAAUGAUGGUAAAACUCUCAAUAGAAACCAGGUCAAUCCUCCGGAAGAAAUGAAGGAUAAAGCAAAAAAUCCUGAUAAUAAAAAAUCUGACCUAAUAAACAACCCAAAAGCAAAAGAUAAUGAACUAACUAAAUCUAUCAGUGAACCUUUAAAUGCUGAUAUUGUCGAGAAGGGAAAAAGUCCUACCACAGACCUAAACAAAAACGACGAAAAGGCAGAAAAAAUAUCGGAAAAGCUUAUUGAAAAAGAGGAACCUAUUAAAAGUGAUGACAAAUUAGCUAAUAGUAAUUCAACUUCCCCUAAGGAAAGUAACAAUUCUGCUGAAAAAGACAAAAAGGAUAAAAAGGGAAAGAACAACAUUUCUGAACCUGUUAAAGACCAAAACCAGACAGAGACAACUGGAGAUGAAAGUAAAGAACCACAAACUACAGAUUUAAAAUCACCUCAAGAUACAGAAAAAGACCAGAGUGAAAUCAAUCCAGCAGAGAAAUCUGACCAGAAACUCAAUGAUAAGAAAACAGAAUUAACAAAUGGUAACAAAACUGUUGCAACUAACAUUCCUUUCAACGAUUCUGAAAAGCCGUCAAACGAAACCGCAACUAGAGCGAAUACAGCUGAAAGUCUUAACAAAGAAAAUGAGAACUCCACAGAUGGCACUAAAAGUGCAAAGGAAGAUGAAAAUAAAACAAUUAACAUUCCAAACAAACAGGAAGCAGAAAAUAGUUCACUUGCUAACAGUUUAAAUGUACCUCAAACGAACAAAAGUGAAAACGAGGCCGAUAAACAUCCCAAUAAUAACGACAGAGAACCUAAUACCAAAGAUGUCAAAGAAGCAAGCGAUCUUCAUCAGAAUCCACAAACGAAAAAUGAUAGUGUAAGUAAAAACAUUGAAGGUCUAAAUAAAAAUGUUAGUAUACCAACAAUAUCAAGUGAAAAAAUAGAAAAUAAAGAAAAUUUAACCAAAGACGCAGAGAAGAAAGAAUCGCUGGAGGAAAUGCCAAGCAGUGACAAUCAAAAUACAAAUAAAAAUGAUAGUUCUGAUAAAGAUAAUAAAAGUUCUGAUGAAAACGACAGCAAACCAGUUAAAGAGACUAAAACGAUAGGAAAUAACGUUAACUUAACCAAAAACGCCAAAGACGACAAGAAAGAUAUAUCAAGUAGUGCCAAUCAAGAUCUAAACAAAAAUGUCAGUGCAACCAAGCCUAAUGAAAAUUCUGGUCAAAAUGUCAGUAAAUCACUUUCAGAAGGUAAACUAUUAGACACUAAAGAUAACACUACCAAGAGCAUAAAAGAAGAGGCAAAUACGCGAGAAAUAGUACCCAGUAGUGACAGUAAUAAAUCAAAUACAAAUGAUAGUGUGACUGAAGAUAGUAAAAAUACUGAUAAAAAUAUCAGUAAACCGAAUGUACAAGGUGAAGCAAAAGACGGCAAAGACAACUCUAACAAAAACAUCAAAGAUGAAAAGAAAAACCAAACAGAAAUACCAAGUGACGGCCACCAAAAUGCAACUUCACUUAAUGACAGUGAAAGUUCUGCUAAAAAUGACAGUAAACCGUUUGUGCAAGAUGAUGAAAUAGCCAAAAAAGAUAACGUUACUAAAAAUACCGAAAUUUCAAAUACAAAAGUAGAUGACAAAAAUUCUACAUUAGCAAAACCAAAAGAUUCCGUGAAUUCUAUUAAACAAGCCGAGAAAUUAACGAAACAAGCUAAAAGCGAUGCCAGUCAUGCGUUAAAAUCCGCCAAAGAUGCGGUUCAGCCGGCAAAAGAUGCUCUUAAAAUAGCUAUGGACGUUGUUAAACGUAUUACAGAACAAAGGAAAACUCAAUCUAAAACUCCCGUAGCAGAUGCUGUUAAACAUGCAAAACUAGCUGAAGAUGCAGCUAGAGAAGCUUUAGAGGCAGUUCAAAUUGCUGGUGAUGCUGUAGCAGAAGCUCAAAAGGCUGCAAAAGAAGCAGGCAAAGCAGUUCAGCUUGCACAACUUUUACCGAAUGCAGUAAAUGGAAGUGAUUCACAGAAAAAGCUAGAUAAUCUAAACCAAAAUCAGUCUAAAAUGCAAAUGGAUACAGAUAAUGCAACAAAGCCCGAUAGUCACGCUGAAGUAAAUAGUAAACCUGAAUCUGAAGAUGAUGAUAAGGUAAAAAAUGAAAGUGAUAAAACUGGAAUGAGAAAAGAUGCCAAAAAAUCUGAAGGUGCAGAUGAAAAAGUCGACGAACCGAAGAGUGUAAAGCCUGAAGACUCUGGCAAAUCCUCGAAGAAGGAUGAUGAAUCGAAUGAGAAAACGGGGCAAAAAACAGAAGCACCUACUGAAAAAUCUGAAAAGCAGGUCUAGAAACUCAUUUGACUUAUGAUGAAAGUGAGUUCUGAGUUUCUAAUAAAAAAGAUCUACUUUUGAUUCUUGAUGAGACGAAUAAUACUUACAUAGGGAUAAUUAGUGCAAUUUAUUUAAUAGAUUAACAAUGUGUGAUAUGAGUCUGAUGUAUGUUUUAGAAAAAUAAAUGUAAGUUAUUUUCAAA
This is a messenger RNA of Trichoplusia ni (cabbage looper), 3669 nucleotides long. RefSeq lists its product as uncharacterized. Bases 246 to 3485 code for a protein of 1079 amino acids. The transcript is spliced from 3 exons. NCBI's taxonomy places the organism in Eukaryota, Metazoa, Arthropoda, Insecta, Lepidoptera, Noctuidae. The record is from RefSeq and is a predicted model, not a curated record.